Exophiala aquamarina CBS 119918 is the source of this 894-nucleotide messenger RNA. Its product is annotated as oxidoreductase. The transcript has 4 exons. NCBI's taxonomy places the organism in Eukaryota, Fungi, Ascomycota, Eurotiomycetes, Chaetothyriales, Herpotrichiellaceae. The record is from RefSeq and is a predicted model, not a curated record. Bases 1 to 894 code for a protein of 297 amino acids. Gene Ontology annotation, molecular function: oxidoreductase activity.
AUGUCAGCGCAUGGUGGUGAAGAAGGCCACUUUCAGCCUAUUAAGGAAGCGCAGGAACAGUCUCUACCUGGUUCUGAGGAUGAGUUAAAGCCAACCAGCGAGUCAACUAAGCUAGAGGGUGCAAAAGGCUUUGUGGAGUACAUACCAGCGGGAAAGCUUAAGGGUAAGAAAGCGUUGAUCACAGGCGGAGACUCCGGUAUUGGUCGCUCAGUCGCAGUACAUUUCGCCAGAGAGGGUGCCGAUGUCUCUAUUGUGUUCCUACAAGAAGAGCAGAAGGAUGCAGAAGAGACCAAGAAGCUUGUCGAAAGGGAAGGGAAAGAAUGCCAGCUUAUCGCAGGCAGCUUGGUGGAAGAGGAGACGUGCAGAGAUGCAGUGAAGAAGCAUGUCGAUAAGUUCGGAGAGAUCAAUAUUCUUGUCAACAACGCAGGCAAACAGUCAAUGUGUAAAGACUUCGCAGAAAUUGACCUAAUCGUGGUGGAGGACAUCUUUCGCAGCAAUAUUCUUGCUAUUUUCGCAAUUACGAAAUACGCCAUUCCACACAUGAAGAAGGGCUCCUCAAUCAUUAACACUACCUCCACCGUUGCUUUUCGCGGAACAGCGAGCAUGGUCGACUACUCAUCAACUAAGGGCGCCAUUGUCUCUUUCACCCGGUCGCUCGCCAAAAACCUCAUGCCGAAGGGUAUUCGAGUCAACGCAGUUGCUCCGGGGCCAGUACACACACCGCUUCAGCCCGCAUCAAGACCCGCGGAGCAAAUGAAGGGCUUCGGCUCAGAAUCACAGAUUGGCAGACCUGGUCAGCCAAGUGAGAUCGCUCCAAGCUUCGUGUUCCUAGCUUCGAAGGAUAGCGAACUUUAUUACGGUCAGAUCUUGCAUGCCUACCCUCAUGGAGACUAA